Molecule: messenger RNA, 1083 nt
Organism: Callithrix jacchus (white-tufted-ear marmoset)
Lineage: Eukaryota; Metazoa; Chordata; Mammalia; Primates; Cebidae
Gene: SPATA3
Product: spermatogenesis associated 3
Source: RefSeq, a predicted model, not a curated record
UCACUGCUCUCUGUGGGGCCUGGGUCCAGUUGGAGGCCAGAGCCAGGUUCCUAGGGCAGAGGGCAAACGGCCCCUCCAGGAGGGAGCCGGGAGAGUAGGCAGCUCCAUGUAGGUCCACGUUUAGGUUAGGAGGAUCCACCAUGAAAAAGGUUAAGAAGAAAAAGUCAGAGGCCAGACGCCACCGAGAGUCUACUGGCCAGCAUCCUAGCUCCAACUCCACCUCUCAGCAGUCUAGCCCUGCAUCCACGCCACAGCAGUCUAGCCCUGCAUCCACACCACAGCAGUCUAGCCCUGCAUCCACACCACAGCAGUCUAGCCCUGCAUCCACACCACAGCAGUCUAGCCUUGAAACCACCUCCGGGCAACCAGCAUCCCAAGCCUUUCUGGCUCCCGAAGUUCGCCGCUCCUCUCGGUGCCUGUUAUCUCCAGAUGCUAAUGUGAAGGCAUCCCCUCAAUCCAGGAAAGCAGGGCCUCUGACUCACGCCGCCCCGCGUUCCUGCUCCUAUGCCACUUGCCCCUGCAGCUCUGCUUGCUGGCGUCGUCUGGGACUGUGCCAUAGCCGCAUCUUUGACAUCCUUCUGCCUCGGGACUGGCAGAUGGCGCCAGGGAGAAGACUCCCCAACCUGCUCACCUUCUACAGAGGAUCUUCAAGGAAACCCUCCAGUCAUCGGAACGCGUGUCCUUCAAGCCCUCAGAACUGUGGCUGUGGCUCUGGGGGCUCUGGGAGCUGCCUACUACAUCACUGAAUCCUUGUGAACAAGCCCCUAGCCCAUGGUCCGGCAGAUCCAGUUUCCAUCAAAGGAUCUCUCUUGUCACCAAAAUUUAAAAAAAGAAAAAAAAAAAGAAUUCUGCUUCUUUAGCGUGUUUUACUUAGAGACAUCAGAGUCGGACUUGGCUAAGAAGGGAAGCGUGGGGACCCCAGUAACUUUUCGAGCUGCAGGUCAAGCAGAGUUGGUGCCUGUCAUUCCUGUUCUGGCCACAGACCCCAGGUGGAGCAGCUUUCUUUGCACACACUCAUAGAACACCAUGUUUGCUGUGGAUUUUCCCACUCCAAAGGAAGGAAUUAUAAAGCUUAACUCAAUA